Molecule: messenger RNA, 4492 nt
Organism: Ostrinia furnacalis (Asian corn borer)
Lineage: Eukaryota; Metazoa; Arthropoda; Insecta; Lepidoptera; Crambidae
Gene: Sulf1
Product: Extracellular sulfatase Sulf1
Exons: 15
Coding region: 1-3411 (1136 amino acids)
Molecular function (GO): N-acetylglucosamine-6-sulfatase activity; glycosaminoglycan binding
Source: RefSeq, a predicted model, not a curated record
AUGCCAGAACACGUCCUCGGCAGAAGCUACUUCGGCAAGUACUUGAACAAGUACAACGGGUCCUACAUCCCCCCCGGCUGGCGCGAGUGGGGAGGGCUCAUCAUGAACUCCAAGUACUACAACUACAGCAUCAACAUGAAUGGGAAGCGGAUUAAGCAUGGCGAUGACUAUCAUAGAGACUACUACCCAGAUCUGAUAGCCAACGACUCCAUCGCCUUCCUCCGGGCAUCGAAGAGGCGAUUCGCAAGGAAACCGGUGCUGCUGGUGAUGUCCUUCCCAGCUCCUCACGGGCCUGAGGACUCUGCUCCUCAGUACUCUCAUCUGUUCUUCAACGUCACCACCCAUCACACCCCAACUUAUGACAUGGCCCCGAACCCCGACAAGCAGUGGAUCCUGCGGGUCACGGAGAAGAUGAAGCCGAUCCACCGUCAGUUCACCGAUCUGCUCAUGACGAAACGCCUUCAAACGCUGCAGAGCGUCGAUAUGGCUGUAGAACGAGUGUACCAGGAGCUCAAAGCUCUUGGAGAGCUGGAUAACACGUACUUGGUGUACACGUCAGACCAUGGCUACCACUUGGGCCAGUUCGGGCUGGUGAAGGGCAAGAGCUUCCCGUUCGAGUUCGACAUCAGGGUGCCGUUCUUGGUGCGAGGGCCUGGCGUGGAACCGGGAACUGUGGUGGACGACAUAGUUUUGAACAUCGAUCUAGCGCCUACUUUCCUCGACAUGGGUGGCGUGGAGCCCCCAGCUCACAUGGACGGCCGGUCGCUGCUGCCGCUGCUGCAGCCGCGGCGCAGACGCAUGGCAACCGCGCACUGGCCAGACACAUUCCUAGUUGAAAGCUCAGGGAGACGCGAGACUCAGGCGCAUUUGCUAGCAUCAAAAUACAGCCGGCUAAUGAAUGAACGAGCGAGCACUCCCCAGCCAAACGAUGUGUCUUCGGAGAGUGAUUUCGACGAAGAAUUCGACGAUGACGAUUUUCUGGAGCCAGAUGACGACGAAGAGGAUGAUGAUGAUGAGGAAAGUUCUGAAUCGCAAAAUGUGGAGGCAAAAUCAUCUGUGGAACCGUUGAUCAGCAAUGAAAGUCACAAUCCAGUACUAGAAGCCAAAUUCGAAAAAGCUUUGGAGGAAGCCAGUACCAACGGACAGUCGGAUUUCUUAAAUCCAGAAGAAGGAGCAGAUUCCUCAUUUUUGAAUGGCAAAGCAGCUCGUUUGGCAGCAGAAUGUUCGAAAGCUGAACUUCGAGCGCCAUGUUCCGCAGGCAGAAAGUGGAAGUGUGUCUUGGUAAAUGGAAGAUGGAGGCGACACAAGUGCAAGUACGAGUCUGAAAUAAGCACCACUACCCCUAAGAUGAGUACGAAAAAGUGCGCCUGCUUCACUCCCAGUGGUCUGGUUUACACCAGACUUGAAACCGACGGCACUAUAGCAAGACGUCCCAAUGAUACUUUGAAGGAAACUAAUGGAUCCAGAAGCCGCCGAUCUAUUGACAAUGAAGUUUAUGAACCUAACACUGUUGAUAGCAUUCUCGAAGAAAACCCAAGCAUUGGACAUUUAAGUUUCAGAAACGAGCCUAUCGACGAAGACGCGAAUAAUAGCUUCCAAGAGAGCAUCGAUCAACUUAUAAAAGAAACUGAAGCCUUUUUAAAAGCUUACGAAAAUACCAAAGAAAAUAUAGAACAUAAGAGGACAAAACGAAGGGCUCAGCAUUGGACUCAUAACAAUAAAAAUAAACACAAAAAUGAUGCCAUUGUAAAUAGUAAUGAAUCGUCUUUAGAGUGUAAGAUUGAAAAGGAUGGAACAGUAAACUGUUCACAAGUUAUUUAUAAUGAUUUGAAAGCAUGGCACACUAAUAGGCUUAGUUUGGAAGACCAAAUAAGACAGUUAAGAACUAAACUCGAGGAUUUAAAGGAAAUAAAGCGACAUUUGAAAACUGCAAAGCCUUUAGAAUCUCAAAAUGUACAUUCGCAUCUUGUAAAUAACCAUCUGCAUAACAAAACAGCUACUCACGACCAUAACAGUUCAAAGGAACAUUUAAGGAAGAACCGAUUACACAGACUCAGAUUCAAACCUAAGGGCAAUAACACAUCUUUCGACAAAAAGUUUAGACAGUCUAACGAAUACAUAAUGCCUACUGUGAACGCUAAUACCAAAGACGAUAUUUUCGACAUUCAACUUAAAAACGAAACUGUUACUGAAACUCCUGCAGCUAACUUCAAUGUUACUGACGAAGGAGUUACGACAACAUUCAUCGAUCCUCUAGAUAGGGAAUUACCAAAGCCACAGGUAACGACUAUCAUAAUAGAAGGCAACAACUUUUACCAGAAUGGAUUAAACGUAGACAAGACUACAGUACAAAACGUUGAAACGUCUACUGGUGGAGAGGAAGUAGUAUCUGUGGAAUUGGAGAGGCAAUUUGAAACGUCUAGUACUAAACACGAUAGCACAACGGAGCAAGCGAUUCCCGUUAACUAUUCCGAAAGAGCGCAAUACUUCAAUUCGGCAAUCGACAAGAUACUGUCCACAGAAAAGACAGUGGAAUUAGAUAGCGAAAUCACACCUAUAAAUACUACAGUAGAGACACCAACAACAACUACAAAUUCUCCGCGGAAAUUAGGACCAACAAGAUUCGAUGCUUCAGAAUAUGAACAGAGAAAUCCCAAUAAGGAGUCAUCGAAGAAUACGAGUGUCUUUAACAAGCAAGUUGAUGUGUUCCAAAGACGGCUUCAUCCUUUGUUUAUUGAGAACGAGGACAAACAUGUUUGUUAUUGUGAGGAAAGCAGGAAAGUCAGAGGUCCUGGUCAUAGUUACUUGGAAGCGGCUCAAAAAGCUAGAGAAGAGCGAAGAAAGCUUAAAGAACAAAGGCUUCGCAAAAAAAUGAGAAAGGCUAAGAAGAAGGCCGAGUUGGAAAGGCUGUGCGAGUCCGAGCGUAUGAAUUGCUUCCGACACGACAACGACCACUGGCGCACCGCUCCGCUCUGGACAGCGGGGCCUUUCUGCUUCUGCAUGAGCGCAUCUAACAAUACCUACAACUGCGUGAGAACCAUUAAUGCGACACACAACCUUCUGUACUGCGAGUUCGUGACUGGACUCGUCACUUACUACAACUUGAGAAUUGAUCCUUUCGAAACGCAGAACCGAGUGAAAUACUUAACAGCUGCAGAGAAAGAUUACUUCCAUAAUCAACUUCAACAGUUACUUAGCUGCCGGGGACCGUCUUGCCGAAGAUUUUCCCAUUCAAAUCCAUUAGGUACGAGCAGCGAAGAGAACUUAAGCAGAAGAUUUGAGGACGAUCACAGAUUUCGCGAUAGAGGAGAUGUUAUCGGAUAUAAAGAAAGGGCAUGGCGAUGGAGUGGAUACGGUCGCCGCUACGCCAGAGAGAGGCUUCACAGACGUCGUCACGCUUUAGCGUUCUAGUCUACCCCAUAGUAUAAAUAUUGUAAAUUCUCAAACAAAGCAGAACUUGCUUGAACCUUUGAAGGCAGAGGGAAUAAAGAAAGAAUCAUAUUUUUUACUUUAUUACCUUGCCUUAAGGUCCAAAGACAUUGAACAACUUGAAAUAAAAUAUGCCUAAAGGGUGGCACCCAAGGUGGCAAGUUCAAAAAUAUUUGGUUGUAUCAAAAAAUUUUAGUUUUUAUAUCUUUGAAACAGAGACAUUGACACAACAAAUACCUAGUAUAACUGAAUUUAUGAGAAUAUCGAUAAAAUAGCACUGAAGCUAAAUAUAAUUAUAACUAAGAUAAUAAUUUAAAAGCAUCGAAUAUUGUAGGGCUUCCUAUGUAUUUCAUCUUUCUGCUUUAUGGAAUAGUUUAAAACUAGUGGGACUUAAAAAUAGCUUUGUGUAGGUGGGUACAAUCUUUCUGUGCCUAUUUUAUAGAGAAAAAUAAAGAAAAAUCUUACUUGUGUAAAAGAAAGGUCACUGCCGAAACUGUGCUUAUAUUCUACGGGGUAAAGACUAUCCUUUUUUGUAAAAAUGUUAUUCUGUUGGUACAAUCUGUUAUUAUGCUUUUUCGGCCUAAUUACUACAUGCAUUAAUUUUAUAUUCACCUUUUUAUACUUGAACCCAUUUCAAACCCUUGUAUUUUCUGUAUUUCAUUUUGUUUUAUAGUGCCCUGCUAUUUCUAUAUUGUUUCAUAUUUCAAAAAACAAUUAUUGUAGGGCUAUUUAACUUUAAACUAGCAUUUACUACACUUUCUAGCUUUAAAUAAUUUAUUCUUAACUAUGUAAUUGGAAGAAGUAUGUCCUAAGUACAAGCAUCAUUUUUUAUUUGUCUACACAUACUUACUUUUGUUAUAAAAUGCCUUGAAUUUCUAAUUAGCUGUGUUCAUAAUAGUGAUGCUUUUAAAAAAACAGUAUUAGUUAUUAUGAAUUCCAUAUUUUGAUGAUUUAAGAGUUUAACUAAGAAGGGCAAAGAGUUAAUGUAAAAGAGUAGGUAUCACUUUUUAAAAGGAUACGAUUUGUCUAUUAUUUAAGGUAAAUGAAUAUUAUUUACUGCCUA